Messenger RNA from Mastomys coucha (southern multimammate mouse), 955 nucleotides. RefSeq names its product sperm-associated antigen 4 protein-like. The transcript is spliced from 9 exons. Gene Ontology annotation, molecular function: protein-membrane adaptor activity. The coding region runs from base 225 to 938 and encodes 237 amino acids. The record is from RefSeq and is a predicted model, not a curated record. Lineage: Eukaryota; Metazoa; Chordata; Mammalia; Rodentia; Muridae. Gene Ontology annotation, cellular component: nuclear envelope; meiotic nuclear membrane microtubule tethering complex. Gene Ontology annotation, biological process: nuclear envelope organization.
GACGGACGGGUUGGUGCUAGGAAGUGACUGAGCCCGCCCUAAACGGACAAAAUAGACGAAAAGGUCCACCACCGGCAUUUUGUGAGGCUGCUCCUCUGUGACAGUGGCCACAGCAGAGCAGCGGGAGGGUUGCAGACACCCAGGCUAAGUCUGUCCUUACCAGGCAGUGCGAGGCAGGCCUCCUCUUCCUGGUAGGAAGGAGAAUCUGCUCGGUCCACUUUGUGAUGACUGCCUUGGUUACCAUCUUUCUGGGAGCAAUCUGUUUAGCGAUUUGGGGCCAGUACCCAGCUCUCCUGUCCAGCCAAUUCUACUCCGAGGCCCAGCAACCACAGCAGAACCUGUCCAGUGUUCUUCCUAAGACAGAAAAUGAAACAGGGAUUGAUAAGUGGAACCAUGCACAGAGCUCUGAGGGCGACUUCAUCAUCCUGGAAAAGUCAUCACCUCAUUACAAGGAGAGGAGAGCUGUGUUUUGGAGCCAGACCUGCCCAUCCCCUUUCACAUGGAAGCCAGGUGUAUUCCCUGGAAACUGCUGGGCUUUUGAAGGUAAUCAAGGCCACAUGGUGAUCAGACUGAUUGCUCUUGUGAAGUUAACCCACAUCACCCUGCAGCAUCCUUCACCCACCAUGACACACACCAGAGGAACCACACACACCAGAAGAACCACCAGUGCACCUCGAGAAUUGGAAAUCUUUGGUCUCCAAGCAAAUAACACUGAAGUGUUCUUGGGAAAAUUCAUCUUUGAUGUGCAGAAAUCUGAAGUCGAGACGUUCCAUCUUCAGAAUGACCCUCCAUCUGCCUUCUCCAAGGUGAAGAUUCAGGUUCUAAGCAACUGGGGCAAUCGCUACAUCACAAUUUUACAUAAAAUCUACCUCUAUGGCGUGCAGUUCCCAGAGUUGGCCGAUGAUAAUGCCAUGGAGGUCACAGGGGAACCCCAUUAAAAAUGCUGGUGGUUGGA